Molecule: messenger RNA, 1895 nt
Organism: Rhododendron vialii
Lineage: Eukaryota; Viridiplantae; Streptophyta; Magnoliopsida; Ericales; Ericaceae
Exons: 2
Coding region: 122-1891 (589 amino acids)
Source: RefSeq, a predicted model, not a curated record
ACCAAAUUUGAGAGACUAUUCUGCUAGCACAAGAACUCCCAUAACUGUGGAUAGUACGCUAUGUCAUCAUGAACCCCAGGCAUGCUAACAUUCAAUACCUCAUAUCGAAGAAUCUAUAGCUAUGUCGAGCAUAGCCAUGGAUGAACCUGAAAUGUGUCAUCCUUCAAUGCCUCCUCGGAAUCUCGAGGAAGAGUUUCUAGCCGUGGCAACUGCUCAUGCACCUCAUGCACAAUUAUUUGACAAAGAACUUCUUGCUAUGCCGGACACAUCUUCAGCUCCAAUUCAUCGGCUACCUCCUGGAAAUCAAUCUAUUGAUGAUGAGUUUGAGGAUGAAUCUACAAACGUAGGGGUUGAUCUUCAAGCUAAUAGAUAUCUCAAUCGUCAUUAUCUUGGUAGGAUGGAUGUAUCAUGUUUUCAUUGUAAAGCCUUGCAUUGGAUGGGUGAAAAAUUGACCAAUUCAUCUUUAAUACAUCCACUUUUUGGAACUUGCUGCCUGCAAGGAAAGAUUAAGCUACCAUCACUUAUUGCACCCCCGUUGGCGCUACAAGAGUUAUACGAUGGCAAUGAUGAGCGAUCAAAAUCAUUUCGUCAUCAUACUCGAGAGUAUAAUGCAACUAAUGCUUUUACAAGUCUUGGUGCUAAAUUAGAUACAAGAGUGCUUAACGGAAGAGGGCCUUUAUCGUUCACUAUCCAUGGUGAAUUACGUCAUCGAACAGGAUCAUUGCUGCCACAACCAGGGCAUGAAGCGAUUUAUUCUCAGUUGUACAUAUACGACCCCGAGUCUGCUCUAAAUGCUCGCAAUAACAGAAAUCCGCACUUGAAAAGAGAUGUCCUCAAGACAAUUCAAGAUUGUUUGUUGGCAUUUAAUCCGUUUCCUGAAAAAUUCCUUCGAGCUUUUGAGAUUUUGAAUCAAUCUGAAUCGGUGGGACAAAAUUUACCUGCUUAUCUUCAUUACAGUUCAUCAAUAGAUCGUCGGAGGUAUAAUCUCCCAACAACAGAUGAGAUUGCAAUAAUUCUACCAGGCGAUGGAACCGAGAAUAGUGGAAUGAGAGAUAUUGUGUUGCAUUUGAGAGGAAAUAAUGGAUUAAUGCGAGUUAAUGAAUGCCACCCAGCUUAUUUACCAUUGCAUUAUGUUCUAUUGUUUCCCCAUGGUGAGCUUGGAUGGGAACCUGAGAUGAGACAUUGGGAUGUACGAAGCGAACAAUACACAGAUAAAAGACUCGCUCAAAUGGAAUUUUAUAGCUUUCGUUUGUUUCAACGAAACUCAGAGUACUCAACAAUUUUACGAGCUGGAAAAUUAUUCCAAGAGUUUAUCGUAGAUGCUUGGGCAACGACUGAGCAAAAUCGAUUGAACUUUCAUAGGCUAAACCAAGGAAUAAUUCGAUCCGAACUUUACCAGGAUCUCGCAGAUAUUGGUCCUGAUGGGUUGGGGCCUGGUCAAGUUGGUAAACGAAUAAUUUUGCCAUCUUCGUUCCCUGGAUGUCCUAGAUAUAUGUUCCAGAUAUUUCAGGAUUCAAUGGCUAUCACGCGGCACAACAAACAUCCAGACAUUUUCCUUACAAUGACUGCCAAUCCCAAUUGGCUUGAAAUUACUGAGGCUUUGCUACCACAUCAAAAAGUUGUUGAUCAUCCAGAUUUGGUUGCACGUGUUUUUGAGUUGAAGCGAAAAUGUUUGAUGAGUGAGAUCAAAAAGAAGCAAGUGUUUGGCAAAAUUGUUGGAUAUGUCUAUACAAUUGAGUACCAAAAACGGGGGCUACCGCAUAUGCAUUUACUUUUGUUUCUUGAAGGACCAGACAAAAUACAUACAUGUGCUCAGGUCGAUAAAGUAGUAUGUGCUGAAUUUUCAGAUCCUAUUGAAGACCCUUCACUUUUUGAUACUGUUAAGGUAUGAACAU